Molecule: messenger RNA, 756 nt
Organism: Didymodactylos carnosus
Lineage: Eukaryota; Metazoa; Rotifera; Eurotatoria; Philodinida; Philodinidae
Source: the annotation of a GenBank genome assembly
AUGGGUAAACUCGAUGGGAAGAUUGCUCUCAUUACGGGUGGUUCUGAGGGUAUUGGUUUAGCUACUGCUAAGCGGUUUCUUGCUGAAGGCGCAGCGCAUGUCUUCAUUACUGGACGACGCAAAGAAGUGCUUGACGAAGCUGUGAAAAAACUGGGUGAUAAAAAUGUAACCGCAGUACAGGGUGACGCAUCCAAUAUGGCUGAUCUCGACAGGUUAUACAGCUUGAUUCAGAAGGAGAAGGGUCGUCUGGACAUUCUUUUUGUCAAUGCAGGUGGAGGAACAUUCGCACCGCUCGGCUCGAUCACUGAAGAACAUUUUGACGAUACUUUCAACCUCAAUGUGAAAGGAGUGCUCUUCACCGUCCAAAAAGUCUUGCCAAUAUUCACCGAUGGCGGAUCGAUCAUUCUCAAUGGAUCUAUCGUAUCCGUUAAAGGACUCUUUGCUACGAGCAUCUACAGUGCUGCGAAGGCAGCUCUUCGCUCUUUCGCGCGUUGCUGGACGGUGGACUUAAAAGAGCGCAAAAUCCGCGUCAAUGUUUUGAAUCCAGGACCAAUCGACACACCCUUAUUCAGAUCUCUAGGAAGCACCGAAAAAGAAAAGAGGGCAUUUGUCGCUGGCAUGGCAGCUGGCACUGUAAUGAAUCGCGUUGGCGAGCCUGAUGAAAUUGCCACAGCUGUCGUCUUUCUCGCUUCGGAUGAUAGUAGUUACGUGACGGGCAUCGAACUUUUCGUCGAUGGAGGCGCAGCACAAAUUUAA